UAAAUAUAACAACAAUAUAUAUAAUGCUCCGGAGCAUUAUCAAUUUCGGAACCAUCAUUUAAGCGUCUUGCCAACUGUAGAGGGGGACUGAUUUUAUCACAUUUAACCUUAUAAUGUCCGCUCCGUCGCGAGAUAUUAACGAUUUGUUUGAUGAUAUAGUGCUAACCGAGGAGAAACACGCUCGCACUGGCUACGACGAAGGCUUGAAAGACGGCAAUUCGCAGGGGAACGAGGAGGGUUACAAAUUGGGCUACUCCCAAGGCGUGCAACUGGGCGAGGAACUUGGCAAAAUACUCGGAGAGGUGGUGGCUCAGCAGCAAUUUUCGCAUACGGAGAGAGUACGACGAACGCUUGACCAGCUGCGGUCCCUCAUUGAAGGAUUUCCACGCAAGAACGAUCCGGAAGCGGACAUUAUCGGAACCGUAGAAACCAUACGCAAUACACAUCGUCGCCUACGUGCCCUAUUGGGUACCAAAGGAACAGCUUCUCGUGAGCCAUCUCCUGCCAAUCGCAAAGACUAUAGUUUCUAGGCGUAAUGGCCAAAGGCGUGACUCAGCUGGAA
Messenger RNA from Drosophila subobscura, 562 nucleotides. RefSeq names its product protein LTO1 homolog. NCBI's taxonomy places the organism in Eukaryota, Metazoa, Arthropoda, Insecta, Diptera, Drosophilidae. The transcript has a single exon. The record is from RefSeq and is a predicted model, not a curated record. The coding region runs from base 114 to 530 and encodes 138 amino acids.